This is a messenger RNA of Ilex paraguariensis (yerba mate), 1214 nucleotides long. The record is from the annotation of a GenBank genome assembly. Lineage: Eukaryota; Viridiplantae; Streptophyta; Magnoliopsida; Aquifoliales; Aquifoliaceae.
GUUAAGAUUGCUCCUUUUCUGACCAGAAAUUUGAGAUUGAGAGAAAUGGAGGAGAUGGCUUCUCUAUGGAGCUAUCAAGAGAGCAUUGAUGAAUUGAAGCAAAAGCUUUUGUACACUAUUGUUGAACUUGAGUCCGUCAAAGUGGAAGCAAAUGAGGAAUUGACAAAGAACAAAGAAUAUGUAAAGCAAUUACUCCAACUCCUGACGGCUGCUUGCAAAGAAAGAGAUGAAGCAAGAGAUCAGCUUCAGAAACUAAUCAACAAUGUCAUGCCAUCCACUACACCAACUGAAUUCUUCACCACUCUUCCUCAAAUCCAGUCUGAGAGCCCUCCCAUAAAACCCACCAAAGCAAAAUCAAGCAUAACUGAAUCUCACAGCCUCUCCGAAACAAACAAUUACCAGUCACACGAUUCAUCCCCCGUCAAUUCCUUUUUUGACAUUAUUUCAUCCCCUGAACUCUUAAAUGUUAACAUGGGUGAUUCAAGUAACAUUGCAUUUGUUAACCAGCCUUUGGUUCAGGAGUAUAAUAGCACCAUAUCGACCAAUCUGGUCUCCUCAGGACCUCCAAAAAUUGAUCAAGCUUCUUUAGUUAUCGACAAUCUUGCUAAAGGAAAAACUCUGCCUCAGAAAGGAAAACUCUUGCAGGCUGUGAUGGAAGCAGGGCCACUCCUCCAGACACUUCUUGUUGCUGGGUCGCUUCCUAGAUGGCGUAACCCUCCCCCUCUUCAACCUUUGCAUAUUCCUCCGGUUACCAUCAAAGGUUGUGAUGCUGAAAUUGUUAGUCAGAAACCAGCUGCAGAUUCAAGCCAUGUUGCUUUAAGAUCAUUACACUCACAAUCUUAUGUUGAGAUGUCUUGUGCUUCUUCUCAAAUGCUAUCGACAUCUAUGUUGAAUUUUCCUAAUGGACCCUCUGGAUCAUAUAUGUGCAAUGGGCAAUUGAUAUCUGCAGGAGCUAAUACUCAAAGUUAUAUCCCAGCUGGCAAGCGACAAAGAUUCCAAUGAGAUAACUUUCUCCUUACUUUUUUUUUUUUAAGCAUAAAGCAGAUUUUGGGUGGUUGAUGAUGUAAAUGGGAUAUGCUGUCUUGAGUUCGAAUUACAUAGCUAUUUAGCUUUAUUGCCAGCUUCAAGGCCUUUUGCAUUGUUGUGGUAUGAGUCUCCAGCUCCAAUUCAAUAUAUUUGAACAGUGGUAGAUUCUCCAAAGCUGACAAUAUCAC